Gymnodraco acuticeps is the source of this 1852-nucleotide messenger RNA. RefSeq names its product phosphofurin acidic cluster sorting protein 1-like. Gene Ontology annotation, molecular function: transmembrane transporter binding. Gene Ontology annotation, biological process: protein localization to plasma membrane. Lineage: Eukaryota; Metazoa; Chordata; Actinopteri; Perciformes; Bathydraconidae. The record is from RefSeq and is a predicted model, not a curated record.
AUCACUCUCCUUACAUGGAGAACUACUCUGAGGACGAUGACGACAGCUUCUCCUCCGAACAGGAAGGAAGUGACGACGCAGUCCCCCCUCAGGACCUGUAUGAUGAUGAUGAGGAUUUCCAGGGAAAGUUGAAGAAUUCUCGCAAGAAACUGGUCAGAACAACGUCCCUGACUCAGCAAUCGAUCUUCAAACAGAGGUUUGUGUCUCUGCUGAGGAGAUUCAAGGUCCCAGACGAGGUUCUUGACUCAGACCCGGUGGGGGGGGGUCCGGAGGCGGCAGAAGACCUGGACCAGCUGUACGACAGUCUGCAGGGUUACGACCCGAGUGACAGCGGACCGGAGCUCGACGACAGCGACAUCAUCAUGGUCUCGCCAAAACCCAAACUCAGGCCUUUCUUUGACGGGGUUUCUCAUUCGAGCUCUCAGAGUGAGAUUCAGACGCAGAAACAACAAACUGAAAUGGAGAUUCCUGCCACUCAGGGGCCCCGAUUACCAUCUGAGAUCCGAGAAGAGGAGGCGGGCCCCGUGGAAGUUGAGGUUGAGCCCCCAAAACACAUGUCAACAAGUAAGACACGAUGUCAGCUGUCUCGCCACUCUUGGGGAGCCUCCAUGAAGGACAGACAGAACCACAGCAGCAUGGACAGUGAGACUUCCAUGGACUGCAGGAUACUUCCUCCACAGGCUGCCAGGAAGUCGGUCCUGGAUCAGCUGAACCACAUCCUGUUCUCUGAGGAGCGGAUCCCCGACUCCAUCAUCCUGAUCAACACCUCCGACUGGCAGGGGCAGUAUCUGUCGGAGAUUCUCUUCGAUCAGCCGAUCGUCUGCACCUUGUCAGCCGCCGACGUUCAGGCCGCCUUCAGCGCCAUCCUCAGCCGGAUCCAGAGAUUCUGUAACUGUAACUCGCACACCCCCCCCACCCUGAAGGUGGCGGUGGCCGGAGACCAGACCUACCUGAGCACCGUGCUCUGCUGCUUCGUGGAGCAGAUGGCCAGCAAGACGCCUGAUUGGCUGAACUACGUCCGCUUCCUCAUCCUCCCCAUCGGAGCUCACCCUCUGGCUAAGUUCCUGGCGUCUCUGGACAGCCGGUUCAGCAGCCUGUUCAUGGAUCCCGACUGGAGGGAUCUGUUCGGACGAGUGGAGUCUCCUGCUCUGGAUCCUGUGGGUGUCGCAGGGCGAGUGUCUCAGUACCUGAGCGGAGCGGCUGUCUCUCACCUGUGUCCCAUAUCAGAGGCCAUGCUGACCUGCAAACACAAGAGCCCCGACGACGACUACUGUCAGAAGUUUGUUCCUUUUAUCGGGGUGGUGAAGGUCGGCAUCGUGGAGCAGAACCUCCGCUCCAUCUCACUUGACUCUGGUGACAUCAUCCUGGGAUCUCCUCCCAGCCAAUCAGGAGCUCCCAUCACUCCUCCUCCCUCCCCCUCCACCAGCUGUCUGGGGGAGGUGAAGGAUCUGCAGGUCGACUACUGGAGCCAGGGAGGAGGAGGAGGAGGGGAGGUUGGGAUGAAGAACAGCCUGAAGAGUAACUUCCGCUGCCUGCAGGUGUCCAGGAUCAGUGGGGGGGGCGAGCUGAUGAGCAUGACGGUGGUGACCAGAGAGAAGAACAAGAGAGUCAUGUUCCUCAGUAAGAAGACGAGGGAGAAGGAGGCGGAGUCGAGGAGUCAGCUGAUCGAAGGAAUCAGUCGACUGAUCUGUACCUCCAAACACCAACACACACUGAGAGUCUCAGUAGACGGAGUUGAAUGGAGAGACGUCCGGUUCUUCCAGCUCGCCGCUCAGUGGCCGACUCACGUCAAACACUUUCCUGUGGGGGUGUUCAGCAAACCCUGACACACACACACACACACACACACACA